Molecule: messenger RNA, 1257 nt
Organism: Arvicola amphibius (Eurasian water vole)
Lineage: Eukaryota; Metazoa; Chordata; Mammalia; Rodentia; Cricetidae
Gene: Ccdc7
Product: coiled-coil domain containing 7
Exons: 13
Coding region: 1-1257 (418 amino acids)
Source: RefSeq, a predicted model, not a curated record
AUGAAACGGGCACAGCCCCUGUCGACCAUUAAUAAGAAACUGACAAGUGUUCCAGAAUUACCUUAUCAAAAAGGACUACUCAACUCCUCACCUAAGCCAAAAGAAAAACGUAAUGCCAAGUCACAAUAUGAUAAGAUCGAACCAAUGGUCCUAAGGUCUCCACCCACAGGAGAAUCAGUUGUACGUUAUGCCUUGCCAAUACCAUCAAGUAAGACAAAGGAUUUAAUAGCAGAAGAUGAAAUGGUCAGGAGGAUUACCAAACACCUGAAAAUGGUUGUUACUACUUUGGAAGACACAUAUGGAACUGUAGAUGAAGAUAGAGAAAAAACACUGACGGAACCUACAGAAGAGGGCGUGUCUUUAUCUGUUGGUGAUGAUAUGACUACAUUCUUGCAGUACUGUUCACAGUUUGCAGCUCAGAUUGAGGAAGCAGUUAAGGAAGAACGUAACAUUUUGGAGUCUCUUUUCAAGUGGUUUCAGCAACAAGUCAACCAAAUGGAGGAGAUUGGUAAAGACCAAAGCAUUUUAGAAGCAGAUCUCCCAUCAGAUGAUAAAACGCUCAACUUAAACAUCACACAAAUAGUAAAUCUGGUACAUAGAUUUGAAGAUCUGAAAACUCGUUUGAAAGGGCACAGGGGAUCCCUGCUGUCUAAACACAUGGAAAAAGACACGCUGCCAGAUUCAAUAAAAAAUUACGAAGCUAUAGAGAAGCAAAUCGAAGAAUUCAUAAAAUCUCACUCAGCUUACGAAUCUCAAAUUGCUUCUGAAACUGAGCCAGCUCCUUAUUCAGUGACUAAACGGAUGAAUGUGAUGAUGAAAAUAUUUGAAAAUCAGACAAAUAUGUUAGAGAGAGCUUUAAAUGAUCAGAGUAUAGUUGAGACUAAAUAUAAACAGAUGGAAACUGAUUUUCAGAUGUUGUUAUUGGAGAAAACCCUACUGGAAACUGAAAUACAGAGGAUGAAAGAGUCAGAGUUACUGGCCAUCCAGGCAGUGUCUGGCAUGGGCUCCCAAAUUAAACCAAUCAUUGACUGGUCACUCCUGCCAGCUCUGAGCCACCAUUGCCCCAGCAUAUCUUCCAGGCAGGUUGUAGGUUAUAAGUUUUGUCACUGCAUUGGUGUUCCAGUCCAGGAGCCUUGCCUGGUUACAGAUGACUGCUCGGCCCCUUCAUUAGGAAAGCAAAGCCGUCAGGUAAAAGAAGAGCGAACCAAGAAAUCCACAAGAUUAGAAAAGAAAAAAGAGAAAGAUUCAGACAGGUGA